Messenger RNA from Lindgomyces ingoldianus, 243 nucleotides. RefSeq lists its product as uncharacterized. The transcript is spliced from 4 exons. The coding region runs from base 1 to 243 and encodes 80 amino acids. The record is from RefSeq and is a predicted model, not a curated record. NCBI's taxonomy places the organism in Eukaryota, Fungi, Ascomycota, Dothideomycetes, Pleosporales, Lindgomycetaceae.
AUGAUAACUAAUUCACUAUGGCUAACCUGUAAGGCCUAUAUACUAUUCUAUUCGCAAAUCAACUGUUGGUUGAUUAUUCGCACCUUUUUGGUUGUAAUGGCGGAAUCCAUUGGAUCAUCGGUACGACAAUGUGCACAACGGGUCAGCCAAAAGUCAAUAUUUAUGAGCGAGAUAUUUUUAAUCUGGUCCACUUGCGGGCCCUCAUGGGUCCAACCCGUCACAUUGUCCUUCUCUUCUAAUUAA